AGAGGUUAAUAUAAAAAAGUUUUGGUUUUCGAGUAUUUUGUGAAAUUUUCCUUCAUUGUCCUCUGCCGACCCUCCGGCAGAAAAUCACGACGACGAGCGGCUUCUCCUUCGACCAUGAGUGUAUUUCUUCUUCGGUGAACACCCCUAUCUCAGCACCUCCUUCUGCUCGACGUUUCUGUCAUUACCCAAAGCAAGACCCACGGCAUCCAGCUGCUGUGGCCGACCUUGCGCGCGACGACGAAAACCUCCGACGGCUUGCAGCAGCUUGACCUCGCGGCAGGAUUCUCUGCGACAAUUCAUCUGUGCGACGGCGACGAGAUUCUCGACGGUGGUGCGAACGUCCUUUGCAGCAGUGCCUAGAGAAGGUACUUAUGUUCAAUAUAUAUUUUCAAACUUCAAACUCUUUCACCAAGUGCUACUUUCACUUCAAGCACCCUGUCUUUCUUCGUUGCAUCUGCAACGUUGUGUAUUAUUCAUCGAAUCCUGUCUCCAAUCAGCUUCUGAGUGAGUUAUGUAAAGAUGGUCGAGUUGAUGAAGCGCGUAAGGUGUUUGAUCAAAUGCCUUAUCGGGACAAGUACACAUGGAAUAUUAUGAUUUCUGCAUAUGCCAAUUUAGGAGAUUUAGUUGAAGCUCGCAAGCUUUUCAAUGACACUCCAAUUAAAAAUUCUAUCACUUGGUCAUCCCUAGUAUCCGGAUAUUGCAAAAAUGGGUGUGAAGUUGAAGGCUUGAGGCUGUUCAGCCAAAUGUGGAGUGAAGGGCAGAAGCCAAGUCAAUACACAUUGGGCAGCGUUUUAAGAGCAUGUUCAACUUUGGGUUUGCUUCAUAGUGGCAAAAUGAUUCAUUGCUAUGUAAUAAAGACCCAAUUAGAAGCGAAUAUAUUUGUUGCAACUGGUCUUGUUGACAUGUAUUCGAAGUGUAAAUGUCUUCUGGAGGCUGAAUACCUCUUCCUAUCACUGCCUGAUAGGAAAAACUAUGUUCAAUGGACUGCUAUGCUCACUGGAUAUGCUCAAAAUGGCGAGAGUUUGAAGGCAAUUCAGUGUUUUAAGGAGAUGAGAAUACGGGGAAUAGAGUCUAACCAUUUCACAUUUCCCAGCAUAUUGACAGCAUGUACAGCAAUUUCAGCUUAUGCUUUUGGUCAGCAGGUACAUGGAUGUAUUAUUUUGAGUGGUUUUGGUCCUAAUGUAUAUGUUCAAAGUGCAUUAGUUGAUAUGUAUGCCAAAUGUGGAGACUUGGCUAGUGCAAGAAUGAUACUAAAUAUCAUGGAAAUUGAUGAUGUUGUGUGCUGGAACUCGAUGAUUGUUGGGUGUGUGGCACAUGGAUAUCUGGAGGAAGCUCUAGUUUUGUUCCAUAAGAUGCAUAAUCGGGAUAUAAGAAUUGAUGAUUUCACAUAUCCGUCUGUUUUGAAAUCUCUGGCUUCUUGUAAGGACCUGAAAAAUGGAGAAUCAGUUCAUUCUCUGAUUAUUAAAACUGGUUUUGAUGCUUGCAAAACGGUGAGCAAUGCGCUUGUUGACAUGUAUGCUAAACAGGGAAACUUGAGUUGUGCAUUAGAGGUUUUCAAUAAGAUAUCAGAUAAAGAUGUAAUAUCGUGGACCUCCUUGGUCACGGGAUAUGUUCACAAUGGCUUCCAUGAAAAGGCUCUCAAGUUAUUUUGUGACAUGAGAAUUGCAAGGGUUGACCUUGACCAAUUUGUAGUUGCCUGUGUUUUUAGUGCAUGUGCUGAACUAACAGUUAUAGAAUUUGGUCGACAGGUUCAUGCAAACUUUAUCAAGUCUAGUGUUGGUUCAUUGUUAUCUGCAGAGAACUCUCUCAUAACAAUGUACGCCAAGUGUGGAUGCUUAGAAGAUGCAAUUAGAGUCUUUGACUCAAUGGAAAUUCGGAAUGUCAUAUCAUGGACUGCCAUAAUAGUUGGUUAUGCACAGAAUGGGAGAGGGAAGGACUCUCUUCAUUUUUAUGAGCAAAUGAUAAAUGAUGGCAUAAAGCCAGAUCCUGUUACUUUUAUUGGUUUGUUGUUUGCUUGCAGCCAUGCAGGUCUUGUGGAAACUGGCCGAUCUUACUUUGAAUCAAUGGAAAAAGUUUAUGGAAUAAAGGCAGCUCCUGAUCAUUAUGCUUGUAUGAUUGAUCUACUGGGACGUGCUGGAAAACUCAAUGAGGCAGAGGAUUUAUUGAACCGAAUGGAGGUUGAACCCGAUGCAACCAUAUGGAAGUCAUUACUUUCUGCAUGUAGGGUUCAUGGGAACUUAGAACUUGGAGAAAGGGCUGGAAAAAACCUCAUUAAAUUGGAACCUUCGAAUUCUCUGCCAUAUGUUUUAUUGUCCAAUAUGUUCUCUGUUGCUGGUAGAUGGGAAGAUGCAGCACAUAUUCGUAGAUCAAUGAAAACAAUGGGUAUUAACAAGGAGCCUGGAUAUAGUUGGAUUGAAAUGAAGAGCCAAGUGCAUACAUUUAUUUCUGAAGAUAGAAGCCAUCCUUUGGCGGCUGAAAUAUAUGCAAAGAUUGAUGAAAUGAUGAUAUUAAUAAAGGAAGCUGGACAUGUUCCAGAUAUGAACUUUGCAUUACGUGACAUGGAUGAAGAGGCUAAGGAACGUAGUCUAGUAUAUCAUAGUGAGAAGUUGGCUGUUGCAUUUGGACUUCUCACAAUCUCGAAAGGAGCACCGAUUCGAAUUUUUAAGAAUCUUAGAGUAUGCGGGGACUGCCACUCGGCAAUGAAAUAUAUAUCUAGCGUUUUUAAGAGGCAUAUUAUUUUGAGAGAUUUAAAUUGUUUCCAUCACUUCAUAGAGGGAAAAUGUUCUUGUGGAGACUUCUGGUAGGGGAGGGUGUUCAGCCACUUGAUUUUUGUUUCUUUGUUGACCCACCUUGGAGAACGAAACAACUAAUUCUUGAUGCCUCACAGUGUUAUUCUAUUGGCACAACCCAAGCAAGAUAAGAUAAGAAUGGUUCUCGUUUUAGAUGCUUUGCCGAUCACGCAGGAUUCUUCACCAGGUUUGGCAAGCUGCUCAAGGAGAAGGCCAAAAGCGAUAUCAAGAAGAUCUUAUGACAAUCUUGAGAGGCAUUAUUGGUGUCUGAUUUUGGGCCAAGGAUCACCAUUAAGAUUGUGGAGAGCUUGUUUGAUGAAAUAUUGGCAGGGAAGUUGAAUCGGCUAGUGAAAUAAAGGAUGCGUUAAAGAAGAAUGUUUUGGAGUUGUUGACAGAAGGGGAGCAAAUCUAUCCUUCAACUUAGAUUCCAGUUUGCUUGCUUCAUGGUUUAUAGUUUGUGCAAUCCAUCAAACUAAACAUGAUAUCUCAAGCACUAGUUCUGAUUCUAUUUUUAUUAUGGCAUCAGAAAACCAGCUGUGAUUAUAAUAGUUGGUGUUAACAGAGGUGGAAAGAUGUCUCUUGGUAAGACCUAUUGUUAACAUGGUAUGUGUUUUCUAUUGAGUUCAAACCUUGUUUGUUGUGAUUUAACAUUUUUCUCAGCUGACAAUUUUUCCCUGGUUUUGAAGAUAUUUUAUUUGAUAUACUUUUUCCUUCAAUAAAUGUGUGUUGCUGAGAAGCGUGCAGUUUCUUAUUACUACUCCUAUAAGUGAAGUUUAUGAUUAGGAAGUUCUCAUAUUACUAAAUUAUCUACUUCUCUGUCCAUUUUCGACAUCGGAAUAUAUUUAUUUGCACUGUUAUUACUCAAAUUAUCAAGUAAUAUGUUUAUAACUCCGUGUUGCAGGAGAGCUGGCUUUUAGAUUGAAUCAUGAAGGGCGAAGAUGAGAUGAUACUCGUUCUAUCCGUAUUGAAUUGAUGUCACUUAAGAAGCUAUUAUCAACAUUAUUUUUGUUUAGAGUAGUUCUAUACUUGUGAAAAAGAAAGUAGCUCUAUUCAAAAUAUCUGUUCAAAAUGAUUUUUAAUUAUAUGACCUGAGAGACUCAUUUGAGUCCCUAUUUUGUAACUUCAGUGGUUUGUUUACCAAUUGAGGACUCUGUUUUGUUUUGGCAUUCCCUUUUGGGUGAUUGAGGGAAAGGGAAAGGAGAGUGGAUUUGUUUGCAGUUGGGAGACUCAUUUUGUAUUACAGAAUAUUAUACAUUGUAACAUCAUGAAACCUAAUUCUUUUUCUUCUUUUAUGAUUUAUUUAUUUUUACCAAGAAUUGGUCUUUAUUUUGAAUUUAUCAGGUUUUGCCAGCCCAUUUCAAUGAAAGAUAAUUCCUUAUUAAAUACAAUUACAAGAUGGAAAUAUAAUAAUUUUCAAUCUUGUGUACCAGAUAUUGAUGGCAGCUGGUCAUAUACUUCGAGUAGCUCUCGUGAUCAGUUGGAAAUCUGCCAGACUGUGACAGAUAGAAUUGGAUGUGAGAUUAUUAUUUACUUAAAAGAGACAAUGCCAAAGCGUCAUCAGCUUGCAAACGAUUCUACAACCGCCGACAAAUCGAAUCUGAUCGGAGUGAUUUAAGAUGGCAACACAUUUCAGAAUACCCGAAGUCGACCGAUUUUCCAGUCAAGUAACAAGCUUGGCCCACAUUGCUAAUGCAAACAAGAUUGUGAAGGAGAAGCUUACACUAAGACAACUAGACAUGUUCAAGAGAACAGUUUUUGGGCGAUUUGUAGACGCUGACAUGGAGUUUAACAACCCAAUUAUCCAUCACAUGUUACUGAGAUAAGUGAAAAGGACGAGAUCAGACUCAAUGUCAUUCUCUGUUUGUGGAAAGGUUGUCACUUUUUCGAAGGAUGAAUUUUUGUUGAUGACUGGUUUGUGGCAAUCCCCAACACGAGUUGAUCAAAACCAACAGUCCUUGUAUGAACUUGCUAUCAAGUAUUUUGGUAAUCGAGUGACGAAGGACACCUUACAUCUCCAUCAACUUGAAGAAAAAUACAAGGAGUUGGAGUUUGAAAAUGAUGAUGAUGCUAUGAAAAUCACAGUAGUCUACUAUACUGGGGUCGCAAUGAUGGGGAAAAACAAAUAGAAAAAUACAGUGAACCUCAAAGGUUUUAAGGACGUUCAAAACUUAGAGUAUUACAACAGUCUUGAUUGGGAUACCAUUAUUUGGGAGAGGACAUUGGAUACCCUAAAGAUUGCGUUGAAUGAUAAGAGCAGUCUAUACAAGACGAGGGUCAAAGGAAAUAAAAAUUGCAUUGUGAAGUACUCUUUAUGUGGAUUUUCACAAGCGUUCUAGGUAUGGACGUACGAGAUCCUAGCUUCAUCGAUAGCUGGGAACAUUGCGGAGUGGAGCAAGGUGGCUUUGCCCCACAUAUUACGAUGGUCAUGGUCCCACUUAGUGUUCUUCAAAGUACUCGAGAGAGAUAUUCGAGUCUAACAAUAUAAAGGUUAAAGAGGGUGUUGUCAUGUCAGAUGUUGAGAGGGAGUUUCGAGAUACCCCAGUGGACAGAAGACCUAUAUUUGAUCUAGGUGCGGAUGAUGAUAGUUCUGAAAGUGGCAAUAGGUCGACUAGUGAUGGGGGUAGUCCUGAAAGUGAAAGUGAUGGUGAUGCUCAUCGUGGAGAUGACAAUGAUGAAGUUGUCAGGGUGGAGGGAGGGGAUGAACUUGAGCAUUCUAAGCACGAGGAUGUUGAAUAUGGAGGGGUGGAAGGAGGGACAUACACACUUAGUGAUGAUAUGUUCCAUGAUGUGAUGAGGGACGUACGCGAUGAGGACGAGUUGAACCAACUUGAUGUUUAUCUCGUGGACUCCCGUAGAGAGCGACCUGUGGAUGAGGAGUGUCCUGAGUGUGCUACCCGCUGCAGGGAGAGAGCCAAUCCCGAUGAUUCUAUUUAUUUGUACCUGUGGACCAUUGACAGCUCACUAUUGAGGUUGGAUGAUCGUAUAUCGGGUUUAGAUAGUCGUGUAUAAAGUAUGGAGGAAAACAUGACGGACAUGAAAAAAUAAUUGUCAGCCAUCCUGUCACUGUUGCAGUCUAUGUGCAAGGGUUCCAUGGUGAAUGAGGAGACGACCAGGUCAUCCAUCCUAUCUCGGGAUCCCGAUACCAAUAAUGCGAUUGCCUCUAACACUCCCAUCCCCCCUCUACAGCUCGAUACCACCACUUCACCCACUCCCACCCCUCCUUUACAACCCAAUACCACCACGACAUCACCAAUUGACGUCAAACCUAUAAAGGCCGACGUCCCACAAACAGAGGCUGACACUUUUGGGAUUGUUACGACCACAGAAGAAGUUACACUGGUGAAUAAUUUAUUGAUCAGUAAUCUUUGUUUAUAUUUUUAUAUUUCUUGAUGAGUAAUCUAUUGUUAUUUGUUUAUGUAAGAAUCUCAAAGAAUUAGUUGUAAGGGGAAACCUGUUGAUAAAUAUACACUUUUAGCUCAAGUAAAGAAGAAAAGUGUGGUUAGGCAUCCUCUCCCAGGUGUAGCUACGUCACUCUCCAGAGCGAUCAUCACAUAUAACGUAGCACAUGAUGUUCCAUACAAUAUCCUUACAAAAAUGAUGGGCUAGAUCUCGGAUGACAAUACGGACAACGAGGUUCGAGGGAAUUCCUUUAAACCACUUGCCAAGCAAUUCUUCAAGGAAUUGAUUACCCCGAAUUUGUUGGUCGAGUACGAUAGUCACCUUAAUACUCGUGGCGGGGUAUUUAAACGAAUAAAGAGUAAGACACUUUUGGAGGCUGCCCUAGCAUGGGAAGAUGAAGACACGUAUAAGGACUGCAUCACCGGUAAAUUGGAUGUCAAAUGGGCAGAUGUGGAUUUCGUUUAUACGGCGAUGAAUAUCAGUGACCACUGGAUGGUCCUUGCAAUGGACAUUAACAGAGGUUACAUAUUCGUGUUCGAUUCACUUCUGUCAUACACACCAAUGACAAAGGUGGUGAAUUGGCUAGAGUCAUUGACGGUCACAGUAUCAUCCAUACUUCACUACUGUGAUGUGGAUCGUUCAAAGUCAGAUCUAUUCGCAGCCCGUUGGAAAAUCUCGCGACCUAUGAACGUCGACAUAUAACACGGGUCGUUUGAUUGUGGCAUCUUCGCAAUCAAAUUUCUAUAACACCUGGUGACUGGUGUUGAUUUGUUCAUAAUCACUCUGGAGAAGAUGAGUGAAUAUAGGAUGUAGUUAGCGUAUCAACUAUGGGCAAACACUCCGUAUUUUUUUUGUGUAUAGAACAUGUAUUUUUUAUUGUAUUUUUCAUGUACGUUAAAACAUUUAUUUUUUAUGUAUGUAAAAAACAUUUAUUUUUUA
This is a messenger RNA of Benincasa hispida (wax gourd), 7127 nucleotides long. RefSeq names its product Tetratricopeptide repeat (TPR)-like superfamily protein. Gene Ontology annotation, biological process: RNA modification. The record is from RefSeq and is a predicted model, not a curated record. NCBI's taxonomy places the organism in Eukaryota, Viridiplantae, Streptophyta, Magnoliopsida, Cucurbitales, Cucurbitaceae. Gene Ontology annotation, molecular function: RNA binding; zinc ion binding; protein binding.